Ectocarpus sp. CCAP 1310/34 is the source of this 198-nucleotide messenger RNA. Lineage: Eukaryota; Phaeophyceae; Ectocarpales; Ectocarpaceae. The record is from the annotation of a GenBank genome assembly.
GGUAUCGUGGCCAUGGCGGUGGCGAACAAGGUGGACGCCAUCCACCCGGGGUACGGCUUCCUCUCUGAGAGGACCGACUUCGCCCGUCACUGCAAGGACAACGGCGUCACCUUCGUCGGACCCACCGCCGAAAACCUACAGACUUUCGGGCUUGUAGCGGUAGUGCAUGUGACAGAUAUGAUCGCGCGAAAAUCAUGA